AAAAAUGUCUUCUUCAACUCAACAAAAUCUUUCUUUUGGUACUUAUCCAAUUAUGCAAUCAAAAGAAAAACACGAAGAUAUUAAAUUUAUUGAUAUACAAGAUAUUGGGGCUGAAUUGGAUGGAGAAGAGAUUUGGCUCAGAGCCCGUAUUCACGAUAGUAGAGGAAAAGGCAAAAAUUGUUUUAUUUGUUUACGUCAACGUAUUUAUAGUGUUCAAGGGGUUUUAUUUGUUGGGGGAGAAAUUACUAAAGAAUUUGUUAAAUUUGCUCAAAAUAUUUCGAAAGAAUCAUUAGUUGACGUUUUUGGUCAAAUUACAAAAACGCCUUCACCAGUCUCAAGUUGUACUCAAAGUGAUGUUGAAAUUAAAAUUCAAAAAUUAUUUAUUGUUUCUGCUUCUGAGCCAAGAAUGCCUUUACAAAUGGAAGAUGCUACUAGACCUGAUAUUGGAGAAGAAACUGGGGGUUUGGCUGUUGUUAAAUUGGACACUAGAUUGGAUAAUAGGUUUGUCUUUUGUAAAAGGGCACUCCUGCAGUUUAAGGGGGCCGCCUUUCUUUAA
Molecule: messenger RNA, 556 nt
Organism: Meloidogyne enterolobii
Lineage: Eukaryota; Metazoa; Nematoda; Chromadorea; Rhabditida; Meloidogynidae
Source: the annotation of a GenBank genome assembly